Molecule: messenger RNA, 2243 nt
Organism: Misgurnus anguillicaudatus (oriental weatherfish)
Lineage: Eukaryota; Metazoa; Chordata; Actinopteri; Cypriniformes; Cobitidae
Gene: crx
Product: cone-rod homeobox
Biological process (GO): regulation of transcription by RNA polymerase II; multicellular organism development
Cellular component (GO): nucleus
Molecular function (GO): RNA polymerase II cis-regulatory region sequence-specific DNA binding; DNA-binding transcription factor activity, RNA polymerase II-specific
Source: RefSeq, a predicted model, not a curated record
GAGAGAGAGAGAGAGAGAGAGAGAGAGAGAGAUGUACUUUAUGAUUAGCUGCGAGCUCUCUUAUUGCUCAUAGGGUCCUGCUCCUGAACGGUCUCAUCCAAGGGACACGCGCCUUAAGUAACGCUAGGUCUGAAACAUAUGUUUAUAUGCCUAAUAUUUACAUUUAUAACUUUUCCUUAAAUUUGAAAGCAAACGAUUACUUUUCAUAUUCAACGCAACGCAUGUAUUAAACUUGAACAAGAGUGUAAGCUUGUCCCAGACACUGAGGAGCGAUAAAGCAUCAACAGGUGUCCGGAAAGCCGCGAGACUGACGGACUGCCGCACGCGCCAGGCGCGGGCAAAGAGGAGCAAGGCAGGACCCCCAGCCCGUAAAGAGCGUAACAGAUAAAAAGUGAGUGAGUGAGAGAGAGGGGAUAGAGAGAGGGAGGGAGAGCAACAGUGAGAGAGUGUGUAAAAGACCCGAUCGUCCCAAGAAUGAUGUCCUACAUAAAGCAGCCCCAUUAUGCUGUGAACGGGUUAACAUUGUCCGCCUCAGGAAUGGACCUGCUCCACACUGCUGUCGGCUACCCAGCCACUCCGAGGAAGCAGCGUCGGGAGCGCACCACCUUCACACGCACCCAGCUGGACAUCCUAGAAGCCCUGUUUACCAAAACUCGGUACCCAGACAUAUUCAUGAGAGAAGAGGUGGCCCUGAAAAUCAACCUUCCCGAGUCCAGAGUUCAGGUGUGGUUUAAGAACCGUCGUGCUAAAUGCCGCCAACAGCAACAGCAAACCAACGGUCAGCCCAAGCCCCGUCCCCCCAAAAAGAAGUCAUCCCCACCCUCCGAGCUGACUUCUGACCCUGGCACCAGCUCUUCGGUGGCAGCUGCCCCUGCCCCAGUCGUGCCCCCUAGUGUUAGCGCUGGCAAUGCACCAGUGUCUGUUUGGAGUCCUACAUCUCUAUCCCCCCUUUCUGAUCCAUUAUGUGGCUCCAGCACACCUUGUGUGCAGCGCCCAGCCACGUAUCCCAUGAGCUAUGGUCAGCCUACCACUUAUACUCAGGGCUAUAGCUCUUCUCCCUACUUCAGUGGCCUGGAUUGUAGUCCAUACCUCUCUCCCAUGACCACUCAGCUGUCAGCCAGUGGGGGUGCUCUUUCUCCCCUUACUGUGCCCUCCAUGGGUGGCUCACUCAGCCAGUCACCAUCCCUCUCCUCCCAGGGAUACAGCUCCACUUCACUGGGUUUCAGUUCCAUAGACUGUCUGGAUUACAAGGACCAGCAGGCCUGGAAGCUAAACUUCAGCACCGUAGACUGCCUCGAUCAUAAAUUCCAGGUGCUGUAGGAGAGAAAGCGAAGAAAACGUGAGAGAAAAAGAGAAAUUGAAGAAGAGUGCAGGGAGGAAGGAGGGUAAAGAAAAUAGGACUAUUGCUUUAAAUGCCGAAGACAUUGUGAUGUUGAAAAGGAUGGAAUCAGCAGGACUGAGGUAUGACCUCAGAGGGAAUAAAAGGUGCACAUUUGGAAACAGAUAAAUUCUGGUUCUUAAUAAUCCAGAUCUGCUCUGUGAUUGGUUGAGAGGGAUGGGACUUCCCAAGUCUAAUGAUCAUCAGUCAUCAUUAUUAACUAUUUACCUCACACACACACACAUACUGGCACACACAUGCGCAUAGCACACACACACACAAACUCUGCCUGCUUACACUUUUACAACACAAAUAUCCACUAAAAUACACAUCUUCACAUGCAAUCAUACAAAUAACUGGAACUUCUUAGUAUCAUUGCAAAUACAACCUGCUUUUUGUGGGACAAAGUUUUUCUUUCUUUUUUUAUCAUAAGUUCGUAAGUUUGGUUUGUCUGUACUCUAAGGCAAUAGGAGUUCUUGUAUUGUGCUUAUAGAUUGCUGUUAUUUAUUGUUAUUAUGUUAACUUAUUACACAUAAUAUGGGUUCUGUUAGAGUUAAUCAUUUAAUCUUCAUUUACUGACUUUAUGUAAUGUGGAUGUAUAUUUUUUAUUUGAGAGACCUAUUUGAGUGUAGAAAAAUCAGUGUUGCCAUUUUGUCAUUUCAGCUUAAUUUAAAUGAGAGUUAAAAGGUUUAAAAUGAUAUUCUUAGUAUCAAUGCAGCAUUAUGGCUUUGAGAUGUGUAAGGUUUGUCUUACUCUGUUUCUCAUUUACUUUUGAAGAUGAUUAAAGUACCGUUGUCAUGAAUAAAAAUAUAAUGAUCAAGAAGUUAGUGUCAGAUUGAUUCACCUCAGAAUAAUGGAAAAGUUA